AUGUUCAAGUUUGCUACUACACGGUUGUACGGUUCUUGCACCCUGUUCAAACUGCUCUUGUCUAUCAAGGCCACUCUGGCCCAUGCUGAUCAAGCUUCCACAGCUGCCAAAGACAAACCCUCUACAACUGUCAACGACGACUCAUCUGAAGAGGAGGACGAUGACACUCAGGAGGGAGCGGUUUCUCUAUCCGGAGCAUUCACGAAGGUGACAAAGAAGAAGGUGAAGAAGAAGAAGAAGAAGUCGCUCCUUUCCAAGAACCUCUAA
Molecule: messenger RNA, 267 nt
Organism: Cylindrotheca closterium
Lineage: Eukaryota; Bacillariophyta; Bacillariophyceae; Bacillariales; Bacillariaceae
Source: the annotation of a GenBank genome assembly